AUGAGCUUCAAAGGAAAGAAACUCCUCGAUGACGAUAGAAGCAGCGAUGUGGGAAGGAAAAGAAAGCGACUGAAAAAAGUGUCAAGCAGUUUGUUUGAUAGCGACGAUGACGAUAACGUCAACGAUUGGUUUAACAAAGGAGAGGACACCAAUUCAUCUCAAUCCAAAAGCGUCGUCGAAAUUAAUGACGAGGAGGAUGCCGAGCAGAAGGAUACCUACUACACCACAGGGACGAUUUCCAACAGAUCACUGCCCCAAAACGCGUCAAGCAAACCCAUGUACCAUGACAUAACGUCUUACUUCAAACCAAGUUCCAAAAAAAUGGAGGACCAAACAGAGGCGGACACAGUCGGAAGCACACACAAUGUGAAGGGCAUUGCACGAGAAAACAUAAGUCUCUUCGAUAUGGAAAGUAAAAAAUUUAAAAAGGAGUCUCCUCAUACUGGCACCGAGCUGAAGAGGCAGAGAGAAGAACACAUAUCCAACAUGAUAGACCAACACAAGUAUAAAAGAAAACACACCUCUCCAGGGAAGGGAGAAAUCAAAGAGGAACUCGACUUUAACAGUAGCAGCGGGAGUACCACAAAAAAGAAAAACUUCACCUCCAUGUCCACUAUCGGUGGAAAUAACAACAAGGACGAUGCAGCCAACAAGUUCGACUACCUCCCUUUUCAUAGCCUCAAAUUUGUGUUAACAGGCGUGUUUAAGAAUUUUUCUCGAGACGAGUUAGGGUCCAAAAUUAAAGAACAUGGCGGAAGCGUUAUGUCCGCUGUGUCGUCAAAAACACAUUAUCUCAUUCAUGGCGAGUACCUGGAAGAUGGCCGAAUGUACGACGAGGGAAGGAAGUACCAGAAGGCCUUCGAACUCCAGAAGAUGAGCAAGUCCAUUAUUAAAAUUCUGAAUGAGGAGGAGCUGCUGCAGAUGCUACCGCAGGAGAAGGACAAAGCGCCCAAGGGGGGAGACGCGGCUAACGGGGAAGACGGCCGAGAUCAAUUCGAAAAGAGCAGCCAGAGCGACUUCACCAAGAUUAGAAGCGAGAGUGGGAACAACGGUGAAGCCAGCGGAAGUGGGAGCUAUAAAAGUAUCGCGUACAGCGAGAACAAGAACUCACCAAAGUUUGGUGCACCUGCGGAUCAACACGAAAUCCUCAAUCAACUGUGGGUUGAGAAGUACAGACCAAAAAAUCUGAACGAACUUGUAGGGAACAACCAGAAUGUCCUCAAGUUAAAAAAUUGGCUAGCGAGCUGGGAUGAUGUAUGCAUAAAGGGACUCAAAAAACAAGUAACGAAAACGUUUAGAGGGGUGUUCGAAAAUGUCAAUGCCAGGUGUGCCCUCUUGAGUGGCUCAGCAGGAAUUGGAAAAACGACCACUGCAAAAAUUGUGGCGGAAAGUUCCGGAUAUAACGUUAUCGAAUUUAAUGCGUCUGAUGAGAGAAACAAAGCGGCAGUAGAAAAAAUCAGCGAAAUGGCCACCGGGGGGUACUCCAUUGCUUCUAUCAAAAGCCGAAAAUUGACCAAAACCUGCAUCAUUAUGGACGAAGUGGAUGGCAUGUCUAGUGGAGACAAGGGAGGCAGUGCAGCAAUCUUAAAGUUGAUAGAAAAAACCAAGUGCCCAAUUAUCUGUAUAUGCAAUGACAGGCAGAAUAGCAAAAUGAGAACAUUAGCCAACAAAUGCUACGAUUUGAAAUUUACAACACCAAACAAGAAUAGCGUCGUGAAGAGGCUACUCGAAAUAUGCAAACAAGAGGAUAUUAUGAUGGAGCCCAACGCAUUGGAACUUCUGUGGGAAAGCACAAAUGGAGACUUGAGACAAAUGCUAAACGCGCUGCAGUUACUCUCCAAGACGUAUAAGCGGAUCCAAUUCUUGGACCUAAAAAAGGAAUUAAACAAUUCCAAUAAAAACAUACAAUCCCUGGCUAACCCAUUUGAAAUAACACUAAAACUUCUAAAUUUCCAUGAGUCAUCAAAAUUAAAGAUACGAGAAAUCAUGGACCUCUUUUUUGUCGACUAUGAAUUGAUCCCAUUUUUUAUAAGUGAAAAUUACACCAAUGUAUUUAAUGACAAUGAUAAGUCUGCCGCCUCCAUAAAUAAAUGGAAUGCCUACUCUCAAAUAUCAUAUGAUCUCACCCUGGCUGAGAAGAUUAAAUACAACAUGAAAACGACAAUGGACUUUUCUCUCCUUCCCCAUUUUUCCAUCCUUUCAUGUGUAUGUCCUGUCAUGCGAAUCAAAAUGUUAAAGUCAUUUAUGUCUGGCAGAAUUAACUUCCCUUCUGCAUUUGGAAAGAUCUCCACCUUCAACAAGAAUAAGAGGCUACUAAAUGAGGUAUGCUUUAACAUGUCCUACAAGCUGAAUGUCUCUCCAAAGCACAUGGUUACCUCGGGAUUUUUAAAUUAUAUAUAUGCCCAGAUCAUUUCGCCACUACAAAGUAACAACAUAGCUAAGGCGAUCCAACUAAUGGAAGAAUAUAACGUCACCAGGGAAAUGAUCACGGAGAAUAUCCCCUGCUUGAGAUUACCCACACAGGAAAAUCUGUACGACAAAUUGGACUCCAAAAUCAAGGCAUCCUUCACUCGGCUGUACAACGCUUCGCACGUUAUCAAAAAUGAUCCUAACAUAAUGCGCAAGGGGAUGAAGUCAACUGAGAAGAAGACUUCCUUCAAAUUGAAUGAAUACGAAUCCGAUGAGGACAUCGACGAGCUCAGUGAAUCCAAGGAGGAGAAGGACGACGACGUACUGGUCACGAGUAAGGUGGACAAGAAGCCUGCAUCCAAGAGCAAGGCCACCCCUCGCUCCAACACCAAGAAACGGUGA
Molecule: messenger RNA, 2811 nt
Organism: Plasmodium inui San Antonio 1
Lineage: Eukaryota; Apicomplexa; Aconoidasida; Haemosporida; Plasmodiidae
Product: replication factor C subunit 1
Exons: 1
Coding region: 1-2811 (936 amino acids)
Biological process (GO): DNA repair; DNA replication
Cellular component (GO): DNA replication factor C complex; nucleus
Molecular function (GO): DNA binding; ATP binding; ATP hydrolysis activity
Source: RefSeq, a predicted model, not a curated record